AUAAUUAAUACGUGUGAAAUGUGAAUAGUAUAUUAUACUAUUUUUAUUUUAUGUAUAUAAAUGCACAUUAAUACGCCAUUUAAUCAUUAUAUUUCCACCACCUAUUAUAACUAAAUAAUAUACACUUGCAGUCUACGUAUAAACUGCAGUCACGGUAUAAUUGGUCAUAAAAAAAAAAAAAAAAUAUAGUAAUAUAUAAAGGUUAUGCACGGUGCAGAAUAAAACGCGGGGGCGUUUUGUAGACCGCAUCAAUGUUACCUAUAGCGGUAUGCGCCAGGACCCAUACUCGGACCAUUCUCUUUAUAUGCGCGAGUUCAAGAUGAUCUAAUAAUCACCUUGACAUUUGGCAUCAAGUGCACUUCUUGCUUUAUCAUUUCCCCAGUAGGUAGGUACAUAUAGAUUAUACCAAACGUGUAAUUUUCUGUGAGCCCGACGCCCAGACAUGGAUUCAUUAAAACAAAACCAUUUGGACUGACACCGCUUCGAUAUAGUUUUGAAUUGGCAGCCGACAAUCAAUGAAGCCCUAAUUUAACUUUUGGCGAGAAGAUGAAGAUCGUCCUGCAGAUCAUUUUUUCAUUUGUCAUUUUAUGGCCAACAACACUUUCUCAAAAUUACUACGUUCCAAUUCAAGAAAAUGAGUUGGCUUACGAAUUUCAUUACAGUAUCAAUGACUUGCUCUCAGGCGUUGUAACACAUCGCUGGGAAUCUAAGUACGGUGAUUACGUAAGAGGAUCGUACAGCUUUCUAGAGCCUAAUGGUAUGAUAAGAAAUGUGAACUACGAAGUCGAUGGAAAACGUGGCUACAGAGCAAUAACGACAUUUUUGAAACCACAACAAAUGCCUAAAUUCAACGCAUUGCAAUCUUCCGAAGUGCCAACUAAUUAAAUAUCCACGUUUAUACAUUUAUGCAUUAUAUAAAGUACAUAUAGGUACCUAGGUUUAUUUGUAUCAGUUUUAUCAAAGUAAACCAAUUAUUAACGUUUUUUCUUCAAUUAUAUUAUAUUAUGAUGGUUAGUUGUUAAUAAUUAAUAAUAAACUAUGAUAUGAAUGUAAGGUUUGAAUGAAAGUUUUAUAUUCAUUGCAAGUAUAUAGGUAUCUAUUAUAACACUGAAUAAUUUAAAUAAUAUUUUAAAACAAAUACAUUGUAGUAUUGUAUAAUAUAAUAUUAUAAUAGUUUCGUACGCAAUAUUGUAAUAACUAUUUCUAUACGACUAUACCUGCAGCUAUUAUAUACCUAUAUACCUAUACACUAUACACAUUUUACACAUAUUUUAUCACCACAGCGUGUUACAAAUAGUUAUAGGUAACUAAAAUACACUAGUCUAUGUAGAAAUAAAAUACGGACAAUGCUUCAUUAUGGUUGCCAAGGUGACAUUUUUUGAUUAUUGCAUCAAUAACUACAAUAAAAUUUUAAGUUGCAGCCUGUAUAUAAAGCGCAUACGUGUAGGUAUAACUAAAACCUUGUGAUUGUAAACGUUUAUACUCGAUUGGUUAAUUGUACCUAAGUACUAUUAAUACCCAAAUAACAUAAAAAAAAUUUUAAAUAUGGAAGAACUAAAAGACAAAAGUUUACAUUUAACCGCUGAAAAACUAGCUGAAGAUCUUCAAAAAAUGGAUAUUUAUAAUAAAUUUUAUGAAGAUUUACAGGUAAUAUAUUAUAAUACCUAUAUUAUAUUUAUGCACCUAAUUUUUAAGAAUGUAUGCUAAAAUAUUAAUCACAAUUUAUUUAUUUUGAAAUGUUAACAAUAAUGA
Metopolophium dirhodum (rose-grain aphid) is the source of this 1752-nucleotide messenger RNA. RefSeq names its product cuticle protein 19-like. The transcript is spliced from 4 exons. The record is from RefSeq and is a predicted model, not a curated record. Lineage: Eukaryota; Metazoa; Arthropoda; Insecta; Hemiptera; Aphididae. Gene Ontology annotation, cellular component: extracellular matrix. The coding region runs from base 547 to 885 and encodes 112 amino acids.